Messenger RNA from Ananas comosus (pineapple), 889 nucleotides. RefSeq names its product 2-alkenal reductase (NADP(+)-dependent)-like. NCBI's taxonomy places the organism in Eukaryota, Viridiplantae, Streptophyta, Magnoliopsida, Poales, Bromeliaceae. The record is from RefSeq and is a predicted model, not a curated record. Bases 89 to 889 code for a protein of 266 amino acids. The transcript is spliced from 5 exons. Gene Ontology annotation, molecular function: oxidoreductase activity, acting on the CH-CH group of donors, NAD or NADP as acceptor.
GAGCACGCCGUUGUAGCUCUUUACAUACUCGUCGCGAGCUCGCUUGUGAACUCGGAGACGAAGAGGACGGAGCUCGGAGAUCGCAACAAUGGCGGCGGAGGGGGAAGAGCUGAGAAACAAGAGGAUCAUCUUCAAGGACUACGUCGUAGGGUUCCCCACCGAGGACGACAUGGUCCUCACCCCCUCCACCAUCCGAUCGAAGGUCCCCAAGGGAUCGACGGCCGUGAUCCUCAAGAACCUCUACCUCUCCUGCGACCCCUACAUGCGUUGGCGCAUGUCGGCGCCCGAGCACGAGAGCUACACUGACGCCUUCGUUCCGGGAUCUGUCAUUGUUGGUUAUGGUGUGGCGAAAGUUGUCGACUCUGGACACCCAGAUUUCACAGCUGGAGACUUGGUCUGGGGAUUAACUGGUUGGGAAGAGUACAGUCUGAUAACUGCACCUGAAGGCUUGAUGAAAAUCAAACACACCGAUGUCCCGCUUUCUUAUUAUACGGGCAUCUUAGGAAUGCCGGGGCAUACUGCUUAUAUUGGAUUCCAUGAAAUAUGUUCUCCAAAGAAAGGAGAAAGAGUCUAUGUUUCAGCGGCAUCAGGCGCAGUUGGUCAGCUUGUUGGCCAAUUUGCUAAGUUGAUGGGGUGCUAUGUGGUUGGGAGUGCAGGCUCCAAAGAAAAGGUUGAUCUCUUAAAGAAUAAGUUUGGGUUUGAUGAUGCUUUUAACUAUAAGGAGGAGAAAGAUCUCAAUGCUGCCUUGAAAAGGUUAUCAGCGCCCGCUGCUGCUGCUGGACAAACGGCUGUAAUGCCGGGCGUUUCUCCGGCUGCUCACGCCUUCCUCGGAAGAGAUAAGGAAGACGUCGUAGGAGCUGCAUUUGCUGAAAUGGAAGAGAAUAUAUGA